AUGUCUGAAUAUCCUGGUACGGCGGCCACGGCUACUCCCGUGGACCUGCACUCCAGCGUCAGUCAUGGCUCCCAACUCUCAACGCCCUCGAACAAAGCCUCACGUGACGACCUCAAGGACACUCGUUUCCCAGACGGCGACCUCGAGAAGGAAGUCGAAAUUCCCAAGAAGCCAGCGUCCGCUUACAUCACCGUCGUGCUGCUGUGCCUAUGUGUAGCGUUUGGUGGAUUUGUGUUCGGCUGGGACACCGGUACCAUCUCCGGGUUUGUGCAGCAGUCGGACUUCAAGCGUCGUUUCGGCCAGAUCAACAAGGAUGGCGUGCCAUACUUGUCCAACGUCAGAACUGGACUUAUCGUGGCUAUUUUGAACAUCGGGUGCGCUUUCGGUGGUAUCAUUCUUUCCAAAGUCGGUGACAUGUAUGGCCGCAGAAUCGGGCUUAUGACCGUGGUCGUUGUGUACGUGAUUGGCAUCAUCAUCCAGAUCGCCUCUAUCAACAAAUGGUACCAAUAUUUCAUCGGCAGAAUUAUCUCGGGUCUCGGAAUCGGCGGAAUCGCGGUUUUGUCGCCCAUGCUAAUUUCGGAAGUGGCUCCAAAACAUUUGCGUGGUACUCUGAUUGCGUGUUUCCAACUGAUGAUCACUUUCGGUAUCUUUUUGGGUUACUGCACCAAUUACGGUGUCAAGACCUACACCAACUCUGUCCAAUGGCGUGUGCCUCUAGGGCUUUGUUUCGCCUGGGCGCUAUUCAUGAUCGCGGGUAUGACAUUUGUGCCAGAAUCGCCUCGUUACCUGGUGGAAAAGGGACUAAUCGAAGAAGCCAGACGGUCGAUCGCCAGAUCCAACAAGAUCAGCAUGGAAGACCCUGCAAUUCAACUAGAAAUCGAUUUGAUCUCGGCUGGUGUCGAAGCCGAAAAAUUGGCUGGUUCUGCUUCCUGGGGUGAGAUUUUCUCUACCAAGACCAAGGUUUUCCAACGUUUAAUCAUGGGUAUCAUGAUCCAAUCUUUGCAACAAUUGACAGGUGACAACUACUUCUUCUACUACGGUACUACUAUUUUCAAGGCCGUGGGUUUGACUGAUUCGUUCCAGACCUCGAUCGUCAUCGGUAUUGUGAAUUUCGCCUCCACUUUUGUCGGGAUCUACACCGUCGAGAAAUUCGGUCGUCGUAAGUGUUUGCUAUGGGGUGCCGCCUCCAUGGUCGCCUGUUUCGUGGUCUAUGCAUCCGUUGGUGUUACCAGACUAUGGCCCGAAGGUGCUGACAACUCGCAGAUUUCGUCUAAAGGUGCCGGUAACUGUAUGAUUGUCUUCACGUGUUUCUACAUCUUCUGCUUCGCAACCACAUGGGCUCCAAUGGCCUACAUUGUUGUUGCCGAGUCCUACCCAUUGAGAGUCAAGUCCAAGUGUAUGGCCGUUGCCACCGCAUCGAACUGGCUAUGGGGUUUCCUAAUUGCUUUCUUCACGCCAUUCAUUACCACCGCCAUUCACUUCUACUAUGGUUACGUUUUCAUGGGAUGUUUGGUAUUUGCGUUCUUCUACGUGUUCUUCUUUGUCCCUGAGACCAAGGGUUUGACUUUGGAAGAAGUUCAGGAAUUAUGGGAAGAAGGUGUCUUGCCUUGGAAAUCCGCUUCAUGGUUGCCUCCUUCCAGAAGAGGUGCCGACUACAACAACGAUGAGUUGAUGCACGACGACAAGCCAUGGUACAAGAAAAUGAUGUAA
Molecule: messenger RNA, 1710 nt
Organism: Lachancea nothofagi CBS 11611
Lineage: Eukaryota; Fungi; Ascomycota; Saccharomycetes; Saccharomycetales; Saccharomycetaceae
Source: the annotation of a GenBank genome assembly